UGUUGUUAAUAAGUUUUCGGCUAAUAACUCCAAAAGUUUUCGUUUUAUCAAAACAACUUUACUUAACAAAAAUGUACCUUUUGAAACAAUAAACAAAACCGUUUCUUUUAGUUUUUUUUUAAGACCAAUAGUAAUCGAGCUAUAGAUUAUUAAAUGUUAGCUCUUCUUCGUCAAAUGAUAAAUAUGUAUUUUCAAAGUCAAAGGACGGGAAAACUAUGCAUUUUUCGAGGAUAACUUGUUCAAACUAAUUUAAAGCAUUUUAAAAUAUCUAUCUCCAGAAAUAAAACAAAGUCUUUAGCCCAAAAAUUAAGUGACGUAUAUUGAAAAGAAUGUUAGUCCCUACUUUUUUCAGCGAAAAAGUGAUCCGAAGCAACCUCCUAGUCACCACCGUAAUUAAAAUUAGUAAUUAACCUUAUUUGCUCUUCUUUAUUUUUAUAUUAUUAAUAGGUUCUAGAAGUUUGGCCGGCUUAUAAUGUUUAGUUAAAAAAAAUGGAGUUAGAAGCAAAUAACGAGUUUUUGUAGUUGGGAAAAAAUGGCAUUUUCUUCAUAAUAGAAAGAUUAGCAUCAGAGAUACGCAAAAAUGUUUAAAUCAUAGAUAUAUAAUACUCUAGAUUACGCCUUACGAUCUUAAAAUGGGUGACGGUUGCGACAGAGAUAAAUGAGCCUAUUUGGUCGGUAGUCUCUUUCUAAUUCAAGGGGAGUAUCGACGACGUCACUAUCCUACUCUGUCGUCGAGUAUUUUAGAUGGUUUGACAGUUCGAGCGGAUGGCGACGAGAACUGGUCGUUUGUCUUCGGACGUGGAUAAUCCUGGUUCGAAUCCCAUACCAAUCUUUACUUUUUUUAUUUUUUAUUUAAUCAAUAUUGCGUUUAUUAGAUAUUAUUACAUCUCUAAAGUAAAUCUAUGCAAAGAAAUAUAUAACAAAUAAGAAAAACUGUGUAGGUACCUAUAGAUUUUUAAAAAUAUAAAAGCCAAUAUUAUUUUUUUAAUAAGUUAAUUGUAGAAUAGUAUAAAGUAAUUGUUAAAAAUAUUCGUAAAAAAUUACCAAUAAUUAAUAUCAACAUAAUGUACCAUCGAUUUAUUAAUUGGAUCGGUCAUUUCAAAAACAACACGAGUCACAUAUUCCUAAUUUUACAGAAGAGCAAAGAAAACUAACUAUUAGUCGAAAGAUGGAUGACAUCAAAAUUCAGAGUUAUAUUGUAGUUUUGUUCCUAAUAUUUUUACUAGACUGGUGUCGUUUUUGCAACAAGAAUCUACAGGUCGAGCAAGUCUCGUAAAUUUCACGAUUGCGAGCCACGCUUCACGCAACCGUGUUUGCGUACUUGUGUUUCGAGUUGCGUGGUCGUGCGGAGUUAUAUCAAAUACUAUAGGCGAAUAAAGUUUAGACUGUUGCGCCAAUGCGACAAAUAUUGGAACUACUUCAUGGGCAAUCAAAUCAUAACCUCACAAAUAUAGCUUUUGUUUUUAUACGUAUUUUCUGCGGUUUGUGAUUUUUCAACUGUUUUUCUUGGAUUUUUUUGCGUUUUUGAGCUCAUUUCAUGAUGAAACUUAAAAUCGCCGAAUACAGGGCCGCGCCGUCCAUAAGGGCGAAGAGGGGCGGUGCCCCCCGGCGCCGAACAAAAAAGGCGCGGGCAGGUGCCAAAAAAAAAAAAUUGACAAUACCGAAAUUACCAAAAAUAUUAGUAAUAUUUUAUUAUCUUAUAAAAUUGAAAAUUUACCAAUCAUCAGUAGAUAUAAAAAUAGCAGUUAUUAUUACUUUGAUCCCCUAAAACGAUAUUUCUCUCAUUAAACUGAACUAUUACUUCAUUCACUCACGGUAAAAUAUUGCAAUACCUCUGAUUUUACAGAACAGCUUGGAUUAACAUGAGAUUUGGCAUACACAUAGCUAAUAUGUCAAAGAAGAAAAUGCUAUUGUGUCGACGUGUGCUUUUGCCCUAGGGGAGUACCACCCCUUCACGGGGGUGAAAAAUAUACUUUCAAAAUAAGUCCGGAAGUAGAUAAACUGACGAAUUGUAAGCAACUAUAAAGUUAAGUUGUUCUAUAAAGUUUUUAUAUUACUUAAGUCAAUAUCUACUUUUCUAGUUAUUUGCGAGUGAAUAUAUUCAUUUUUCGACAAAAAAAAACACGUUUUUAGACGGUUUUUCGCAAAUAACUCAAAAAGUAAGUAUUUUAUCGAAAAUAUAUUCUUAAGAAAAAUUUCGAAACAAAGACAUUUCCUCCAAAAAUAAGCACUUUGAAAUGGUAAAACUUGCAGAUCAUAUAAUUAUACAUAAGUGAAGUAAAUUGUAAAGUUGUAACGAUUAAUUUCAUUUGGGGUGCUAAUUAAGCGGAUAUUUUACGAUAUUUUUUACGAGAAAAUAAGGGACCAACUUUAUUUUCAGCGUUACUGGCUUACUUUUGCUGCUAGAAACUAAAAAAAAAUCAAAAAUAAAGCUUUUUCUAAAUACUUUAAAUAAGUCAUAACGAGUUUUGCUCGAAAAGUGCUUCAUUUUUUGGUUAUUUCACGUUGAAAUGUUCGAUUUGGAAUUUGACGAAUAAGAACCCACUUUUCUCGAGCUACAACUCUUCCUCUACUAGAUCUACCGACUAAAAACCGACUUCAUGCGUACACAAGUUUUAUUAAAUUUCUUUAUAAGCUAUAUUUUUGCUAAGAACAUUUUUUUCAAUAAAAUACACACUUUUUGUGUUAUUUGCGAAAAAACGUCUAAAACCGUGGUUUUUAUGUUAAAAAAUGAACAUUCACUCGCAAAUAACUUGAAAUAAUUACACUUCUAUUAUAAAACAGAACUUUUUAUAAUAAAACGUUUUUAUUAUUUAUAGGACCCAAAUUAAAAUAUAAACUAUUUUGUUGUUUCAAUUUCUAUGUCAUAAAAGAAUUUUGUAAUCGACUUUUUUAGAGGAAUAUUUUCUUUAGCGGAUUUAAACUCAUAUAAAUCAAAGAAAAUAUUUAAAAUAGUAGGUACAUAUAAUAUUGAUAUAUAAUAAUUAACUUAUAAUAAAAUAUGAAUUUUAAGUAUAUUAACUUUCAAUUAUUUGGCGUAUGCCAAAUUUCAUGUCAAUCCAAGCGGUUCUUUAAAAUAUGGAGCAAAAACCGUGAGCAUAAUGGACUAUAAUAAUAAUUACAUAUUUAUUUGUUCUCUGAUAAUGGUAAUCGUUGUUUUUUGUAAAUAUUUAUAGUAUUCAUAAUAACUUAUCAGUAUACCUAUUAUAUACUUUCCUGCUGCUGAAAAUCUAAGAGCAGAAAAUAAGGGUUACCCUGAGGUAUCACAAGGAGACAGAAUACCAAAUAAUAUUAGGCAAACAACAAAAAUCAAAGACAUAGUAGAACAUGUAGCAAAAAAGUAAUGGAGAUGUGCAGGUCAUGUGGCAAGAACACCGAACAACAGCUAGACUAGAAGAUUAUUGGAAUAGCGAUCGCGGGCGGACAAUCGGAUAAACGAAGCAGAGAUCGACCACCAACGCGCUGGAGUGACGAUGUAAAGAGAACGGCCGGGAACUGGAUAGCUGGUAGCUCAAGAUAGGGAGACAUGGAGAAACUUAGAGGAGGCCUAUGUUCAGCAGUGGACGAUAACGGUUAGAUUAUGAUGUUGAUGAUAAUACUUUCCUAACACAUAAAAAAUAGUUUGUAGGUAUACUGUAUAACGAUUCUUUAAGCUACAAAAAACUACUUACAAAUGGAGGAGGAAAGGGGCGCCUAAAAUAUCUUGCCCCGGGGCGCUUGAAAGCCUUGGCGCGGCCCUGGCCGAAUAUAUGGCCUAUUUGCAAUGUUCUGCGCACUCUAAAUGUGUAGUUGAAGGUGAGAAUGUUUUAGAUGCGGGGCAUUUAAUAUUAGCUGGGAAAACUGUCCAGCAUUUGAACAAAAUAUUUAUUUAUGGUCUAUGUAUCCAAUCCAGUGCUAUUAACCAAAAUCCCCAUGAGAUCAAGGGUGAAUUAAUGACCAUUAAGGGCAAUGUUUUAAAGAUAAAUGCAAUGCAUUGUUCCUGUAAAGCUGGCAAUAGUGGACGAUGCAAACACAUUUCAGCAUUUUUAGUUAAAUGUGUAAGAGAAGAUAUUGAAAGUCUGGAGGAAAUUUCCCAAACAGAUAUUAAAUGUGUUUGGUCAAAUGAAAAGAAAAACACAAAAGCUAAAUACAAACCUGUUUCAGUUGAGGAAAUGCCAUGUUAUGAACAGAAGUGCACAAGAGAGAGAACAUCUGUGGAUAAUGCAGAUGUAUUAAACAUUUAUCGUAAGCAGCUUCCAAAUUCUUCAUUUGCACAACAUAGGCAAGGGAGAAGAGAUUACUCUACUACUGAAACCUAUGCUGUGGAGGAGAAUCCGAUUGUACAUAGUAUAAACAGUGAAUUUUCAGAAAUUCUAAAUAAUGCCUGCCAAUCCCCUGCAAUGAUGGAACUAUUUUCUGCCAAAGUUGGGUCCCAGAAGAAAUGCUGUGACACAUUUUUAUCCACAUUUAUAAACCAAAAUGUUAGUGAAAUAUCAAUAAAUAUGUCUCAAAGAUCUGAACAGUGGAACGACUUCAGAAAAUAUAGAAUUACUGGUAGUCGUGUUUAUGAAAUAUUCACAUACUCCAAAAACGAUUGGGAUACCAAAGCGAUAAAAUAUUUUUUUCCCAAGAAAUUUAGUAAUAAAUUUGUACGGUAUGGAAUAGAAACUGAAGGUUGUGCCAGAGAGGCUUUUAUUGAGCUUACUGGGGCCAACAUUAUUGACUGUGGCAUGGUUGUCUCUCAUUCAAAUGAAUGGUUGGGUUAUUCACCUGACGGAAUAAUUUUUGAAAAUGGAAAACCUGCUGUUCUGUUAGAAAUCAAAUGCUUAUAUGAAGGAAAAACUGCAAGCAUUUUAGAUGUCCUUAAAAAUAUAAAAUAUAUUUAUAAGGAAGGCACCGAAUAUAAGUUAAAGACAAAACACGAAUAUUAUGGUCAAAUUCAGUGUGGCAUGGCUUUACUCAACUUAAAUAAAACAGCCUUUGUCAUAUUUUGCAGCUACGACAGAUCAUUAUGUGUUAUUAAUGUUGAAUUUGAUUAUAAGUAUACUGUGAACAUGCUCAGGGUUGUAAAAGAGAAAUAUUUUAAUAAAAUGAUUCAUGUACUGUGUGAGAAGCAAAAAAAUACAGAAGAAGAAUCUGUCAAAAACUCAGAGAAAGAAAAUAUUGUCAACAAUUAAGUUACUCAGUUCACUAGUCAAUAAAAAUACCCCUCUCUCUCUCUCCUAUGGCGCUACAGCCCAAGUUGGGCCGGCCGUGGCCUCCCCCCACAUCUGCCUCAAAGUCCUGACUGCUCUCAUCCAGUUUGUUGUCCACACUCAAUAUCUCUUUAGCAUCGUUUCUCACUUCGUCUAUUUACCUCUUCCUACUGUCCAUUGUCCCACCAUGGCUCCGCUAAGCUUUCUACUUACAGUAGGAAAAAUGAAAGAAUACCCAUGAACGAACAUAUAAAACACGCUGUAUUUUCCUGUCACUGUGUCACACAAAAGAUUGGCCAGUGCAAGUAUAUGUAAUAAUUAUUAUUACAUGUACUUUGUGACACAGUGACAGGAAAAUACAGCGUGUUUUAUAUGUUCGUUCAUGGGUAUUUUUUCAUUUUUCUGACUGUACCUGGUCUUAUAAAGUGACAUGCCAAGAAAAGUCUUUGUAUUUUUACAUAUGUAAUUUGUUAUAGAGGAUUCUUUAUAAUGUUAGUACAACUCAUGGUUGAACCUUAUUCUCCAUAUACCAUUGUCACAAAUAGGUCCCUAUAUUGUCCUUAAUAUCUUUCUCUUAAAAGAAUUAACGUUUUUUCUAUCAUGAUCCAUGUUUCCAUACCAUAUGUUGCUAUUGGCUGUAUGAUGGCUUUGAAUAAAAAUACCAUAGUUAGUAAAAUAUUUAUUUUUAAUAUAGUUAUACAAAAAUAAUAAUUCUUUAUAAUUAUUGACUAUUUUAGAUAGCCUUAAUAUCUUUCACUUAAAAGAAUUAAUGUAUUUUCUUUCAUGAUCCAUGUUUCCAUACCAUAUGUUGCUAUUGACUGUAUGAUGGCUUUGAAUACAAAUACCAUAGUUAGUAAAAUAUUUAUUAUACAAAAAUAAUAAUUCUUUAUAAUUAUUGACUAUUUUAGAUAGCCUUAAUAUCUUUCACUUAAAAGAAUUAACAUAUUUUCUUUUAUGGUCCAUGUUUCCAUACCAUGUGUUGCUAUUGACUGUAUGAUGGCUUUGAAUAAAAAUACCAUAGUUAGUAAAAUAUUUAUUUUUAAUACAGUUAUACAAAAAUAAUAAUUCUUUAUAAUUAUUGACUAUUUUAGAUAGCCAUUAUUACCCCUCUUCAUAAGGGUGGUGAAAAAUCCCUUAUAUACAAGUAACUGAAGUAUUUUUAUCUAUAUUUGGGUGUCAUAUGCAGCAACAUAAACUAUUAGUUCAUAAGGUUGUAUUAUGCAACUUUCAAUAAUUUAAAUUUAGCAAUAGAUUGGUUUUGGUUUAUUACAUUAUCUUUUAUUUUGUAUAUAAUAUUGACGAUUUAUGUAAUUUCAGUAAAUUGUAUUUGCUAUUGUUUUUUCUCUAACUCUUUGUAAGCUUUGUCCAUAAAAUUAUAAAAUUUUCAGUGUCAAAGGAUAUAGUUGUUCCAUUUUAUCUUUGCCCAAACGUCAUGAUUCAUUUUCAAACAAUUUAAAUCAAAACAUUAAGGCCCGGUCUUUUCACCUCCAAAUAAAAGUUAUUCGGAGGUUUAUUUGACAGAUUUACAUGUAAUCUGCCGGAUAAACUUCCUAAUAAAUAGUUGUUCGGAGGUGGAAAGACCGGGGGUAAGUGAAACAUAUUAUGUUUAUGUGAAAUAUCAUAGAUACAUACUGUCAAUGUAAUAAUUAGAAAAUGGCUAUUAUCGUUGGACGUAUUUUAUAAAAUUAUAUUGUACAUUUUUAUAUUUAACUAAUUUAAUCCAUUUAACACAACUAAUGUGCUAGUGUCACUAUCACUGAAAAUAAUAAACGUCAAAAGUCAUAGAAAAAAAAAGAGUGUGUACUUUGUAUGCACCUAAGAAAUUAUACUUCUAUUAUUAUCAUUUCAACGAAAUAAAUAUAUUUUAAACAGA
Diabrotica virgifera virgifera (western corn rootworm) is the source of this 7047-nucleotide messenger RNA. RefSeq lists its product as uncharacterized. The record is from RefSeq and is a predicted model, not a curated record. The coding region runs from base 3750 to 5156 and encodes 468 amino acids. NCBI's taxonomy places the organism in Eukaryota, Metazoa, Arthropoda, Insecta, Coleoptera, Chrysomelidae. The transcript has 4 exons.